UUUUGGAAAAUUGGUCGUUUUACAAAAUUGCCGGUCAUUAUGCAAAAAGACCAAAUUCGUGGUCACAUUGCAAAAUGACCUAAAUUUCUCAACAUUUUGCAAAACGACCAAGAUUUUGGUCAGUUUACAAAAUAAACAGUAUUUUUGUUGGUCCGUUUACAAAAUCUCCAUACAGUAAGCAGCCAGAUGGAAAAAAAAGCGAGGGAAUGAUAAAACGUUACAGUUGCAGUACAUAACCAAUGAGUAUGCUUAACUGUCCUUAUUUUAGGUUCAGCUAAUCAUCUCACACACACACACACACACACACACACACACACACACACACACACACACACACACACACACACACACACACAAAGUUCGAACCACUUCUUUUUGAACACACACACACACACACACACACACACACACACACACACACAUUUAUCGCACAGCUGGAUUUCCCCCUGAACUCAUAUGAGUAUGUCACCCUUGUUAAUCUUCGUUCAAUCUCUGCUGGCCUCGCUGCCACUCUCUCCUGUAAAUUAUCUCUUAUGAUAUUGGUUCAUUUACUGGUUUGUCAUUCACUCUUGUAUGUGUAGGCGCCGUCAUCGAAGGGCAGGUAAGAUAGAUUAGUUAGCUUGUGUAGAAAAUAGAAAUGAUAAGUGAUGAAAUUAAUGGAAAAGCAUGUGACAAAGGGAUGACUAAAGGAUAGGCGGGAAAGGGAGAUAUUGGUUCAUUUACUGGUUUGUCAUUCACUUUUGCAAAUUACUGGUUCAUUGCUGGUCGAUCAUUCACUUAAUAUCCUCCCCCCUCUUCCCCCCCCCUCUCUCUCCACAAUAGUAAUGGGAGCUGACUGUUGAUACUGUGGUCAGUCAGGCACUGCUGAAAGCCAGGAGAAGACGACCAACGUAGUGUUACUCCCAGUACUUUGUGUGUAUUUUAUUAUACUCUGGAAAUCUGUACAAUGGAAAAUAGAAAAACUGAUUUUUAUUCAAAGCUGAUAGCGGCUGAGGAGAAGAAGGCAUCAAAUACUUCGAGUUUGUUGUACAGAAAUGAAUGCGAACAAAUUAUGAAUCGCUUGGAUGAACUUAAACGUGUUAACAUUAAAAAGACUCUGAAAGACUAUCGUUUGUUACGAAAGUAUGAAAUCCUUGAAGUCACAGUUGAAGGUAUCACCGUUAAGAAAUUGCAGAAAAAGGGAACUAAUCUUAGAUUCGUAUGCGCUGAAGAUGUGUUCGAUGUGAUCGAUGCUAUUCAUCGUGCACGUGGGCAUGGAGGUAGAACUAUUGUCUUUAGGGAAACAAGUGAAAAAUAUGCCAAUGUUUCAAGAUCCCAAAUUGAGUUGUAUUUACAGUUCUGUGAGGAGUGUCAUCUGAAAAAAAGCACUGUACGCAAGUCUGUGACUGUGAAGCCAAUUGUAUCCAACAGUAUGAACUCACGAGCUCAGGUCGACUUGAUCGAUAUGCAGAGCCAGCCAGAUGGAAAACAUCGUUUCAUUCUGAACUACCAGGAUCACUUGACGAAGAUGGUGUGUCUUCGGGCUCUACAGACGAAAACUGCUGAAGAGGUUGCUUUCCACCUCGUUGAUAUAUUCUGUGACAAAGGAGCCCCCCAUAUCCUGCAGUCUGACAAUGGAAGAGAAUUCUCAAAUAAGCUUGUCAAGGAAGUUCUGAUGAUGUGGCCAGAGUGCAAGAUGGUUCAUGGCAAACCACGACAUUCCCAAUCGCAGGGCUCGGUGGAACGUGCCAACAGGGAUAUUGAAGCCAUUCUCGCAUGUUGGAUGAAGGACAACAACUCUACACAAUGGUCACAGGGACUGCGCUUUGUCCAGUGGAAGAAAAAUACCCGCUUUCACUCCGGAAUUGGAAGGACACCAUAUGAGGCCAUGUAUGGACAGAAGGCUCGUCUUGGUGUUGACGCAAAUUCUGUACCAGAGGAAGUCCUGGACGAUAUGCAGACGGAGGAGCAGCUUGCAGAGGCACUAGGUGUUGUCAAUGAGGUCACAGACACAGAGGAGGAAGAGACAGGUGUUGAAAAGCAAGAAGAAGCAUCUGCUGUCAUUAACUGCAUCUCCUGUGGCAAAAGAUAUUUUGGUUUAAAUGUGUGCAAUGUGUGUGAGAACCCAUGUCACUCUAAUACUCCGUGUUCUAUGAGGAAUAACGAUGCUGAUGAGUCUGUGCUUUGUUCCAUCUGCAGUCGGAGUCAGAGUAUUCAUACUGAACAAAUGAAGUCCAACAUAGAACAACAGAAACAAGCCCAAAAAAAGAUCGAUAAUUCUGUGAAGAGAUUUCAACCAGCCAAGGUAGGGGAAACUGUGAUGGUUCCUGUUCCAUUAGUUGACCGCGGACGUGCAGAGUUUCCUAAUGUGAAGGCAGUUGUUUUUCAGGCAUUGGACAAUGGCACAUAUAAGCUUGGUACAAAACACGGCCUGCUUAAACAAGCGUACACUCGCAACCAAUUUACUCCAUGUCUAGAAAAAUUCCUUUCUCUUGAUGAUGUUGUACAGGAGCGGGAAGUAAGUCUGCGGGAAGUAGCAAUUGCAGAAUCAAUGGGACAAGGUCAGGGAUUCGCUAAAUGCUCUUGCACUAAGUCAUGUAUGACCAGACGCUGCAAGUGUUUAAAAAACUCUGUAUUAUGCAACAGCAGAUGCAAAUGCAGUGCCUCUUGCUCCAACAAGGUCGACACACAAUAAAAUUAGUUAUGUUCACUACGUUUUAUCAUUCCCUCGCUUUUUUUUUCAUCUGCCUGCUUGCUGUAUGGACAUUUUGUAAACUGACCAACGAUAAUUUUGUAAACUGACCAAAAUCUUGGUCGUUUUGCAAACUGACCAACGAUAAUUUUGUAAACUGACCAAAAUCUUGGUCGUUUUGCAAAAUGUUGAGAAAUUUAGGUCAUUUUGCAAUGUGACCAC
Messenger RNA from Scylla paramamosain (green mud crab), 2893 nucleotides. Its product is annotated as KRAB-A domain-containing protein 2-like. The transcript has 3 exons. NCBI's taxonomy places the organism in Eukaryota, Metazoa, Arthropoda, Malacostraca, Decapoda, Portunidae. Gene Ontology annotation, biological process: DNA integration. Gene Ontology annotation, molecular function: nucleic acid binding. The record is from RefSeq and is a predicted model, not a curated record. Bases 947 to 2674 code for a protein of 575 amino acids.